AUGUCCCUACUCGCACAGCUUCGCGCUCAAAGCACCCCGUCUCCCUUCUUCCUCGUUCGCAAGGAUGCGAGUACAACAUCAAUCGCAUAUACUAGAAUCCAACGGAACGCUCUUCAUGUUAUACAACCCCAGUACACCUCAUUUCUUCUCACGGUGAACUUCCUAACUCACUACCACCAACAGAACACCGUCGCUCUCAUCGACCCCUCUGCCGACCCUCAGAACCCAAGCGGGCCAAUCCGCAACCACCUCGCAUCCUUCCAUGCACUUUACCCUGCCAAGACCUCUAUCCACGUUCUCGCUAGCGUGACUCCGAACCAACCUGCGAAUGGACGAGCCGCUUUGGAGUGUCCAAGGUUGAUCCAUCGCCGUCGGAUGGGAGAAAUGCUUACAGGAGGAGCUUGGUCGCGUUGCGAAUCUAGCGCAUAUGGUGGAUCCUACCAGAAACUUCAAGCUCAUGCGAAGGAGAUUCCGAAGAUUUCAGCGACGACAUACCUCCUCCUUGGCGGGCGUGCUUGGAUGCUACAUCGUCGACUCCGCCACGCCGCAUUCUUCAACUCCCUCCGACAACCCCUCUUUGAGUUUGAGCACUGCCUAGCAUAUAGCAAACCCAAAGCCGAAGACGCAGCUGCUGGAUUGAAAAAGAUAUACCCCCACAAUUUUUGGCAACUCUUUCGCAUCAACUUUCCCACUUACGACCACGGCACAGCACAUCAUCGACCUCUCCACCAAUCCCCCAAUCAAUCCCGGCUGGCCUCUCCCCAACCUUCACGCAUGCCCUUGUUUCCUGCAUUCCAAUCCAGGCCGUCGUCCACGUUCUGCUGGUGCGAUUUCGAACUUUCAAUUGCCGAAUGGAAGAACCGCUUUGGAGUCGUUCAAGUUAAAGAUGACAUCGUAGAAGGUCGACCAAGCGCCGUCGGGAUGGGAUCAGAACCUACGAUGAAAGCUCGAUUGCUGUGUUGCGGAUUUUGCGCCUUUGAUAGAUCUUGCCCCGUUGGCCGUUGA
This is a messenger RNA of Laccaria bicolor S238N-H82, 1005 nucleotides long. RefSeq lists its product as uncharacterized. Bases 1 to 1005 code for a protein of 334 amino acids. The transcript is spliced from 4 exons. The record is from RefSeq and is a predicted model, not a curated record. Lineage: Eukaryota; Fungi; Basidiomycota; Agaricomycetes; Agaricales; Hydnangiaceae.